Syzygium oleosum is the source of this 2531-nucleotide messenger RNA. Its product is annotated as hydroxyproline O-galactosyltransferase GALT3. Bases 440 to 2335 code for a protein of 631 amino acids. Gene Ontology annotation, cellular component: Golgi membrane. Lineage: Eukaryota; Viridiplantae; Streptophyta; Magnoliopsida; Myrtales; Myrtaceae. The transcript is spliced from 9 exons. The record is from RefSeq and is a predicted model, not a curated record. Gene Ontology annotation, molecular function: galactosyltransferase activity; carbohydrate binding.
UACUCACACCCUCACUGUAGUUACUAGUUCCUUCUACUUCAUGCUCGCUCCGACAGAGAUCUAACACUUACGCCAUCUUCUUCGGCCGGGGACGCCGUCGUUUUUGCUCUUGUCCGCCGUCGGGACAGGCGUGAGGAAGGAGCAGGGACAUUCGCCGCCGGCGAGGCUCGAACACUCUCUCUGCCUCAGAGCUCGAUCUGCGGAGUUCGCUGCUUUCGAGGUGGCGAUGGGCUUUCGAGCUCGAUCAUGGCUUCGUUCUUGGUCGAUAGUCAUGGCAGAGACCGAUGAUGGAACACUGUGAGAGGUGAGAUGGAAGGAGUCAGCCCAACUUGUGCGUCGCAAUGUUUCCUGCUGUUGAUUUGCUUAACACGGAUUAACAGAAGGGUUAAGUAGUAAAGUGUGCACCGAAAUUCAUUUUUGGCUUGUGCUUUGUUGAGAAAUGAAGAAAUGGUCGGGGGGCAUGUUGAUUGUAGCUCUUGCUACCAUCUUGGUGAUUCGUUACAGCCUGGUAGGGAACAAGGUGACCAAGCAGCAGAAGCAGUCUGCAUAUGAUUUCUUUAAUAAGCAUCCUAGGGAUAAAUCUCAAAUGAAAGACGAUGGUUCUUCUCUGUCCGAUCAGAAACCAACGGAGAAGCCCACUCUUGUCAAUUAUAAAGGACUAGAUGACCUAUAUGGCUUGAGAAAUAUUUCAGUCGAAAAGCAUAAGUAUCUUCUUGUGUGGGCUCAGAUGCGGAGGCUGCUUUCCAGGUCGGAUGCACUACUAGAAACGGCUAAAGGAAUACGUGAGGCCUCCGUCGCGUGGAAGAAUUUCUCUGCUAUUCUGUACAACAAGGAAGCCUCCCAGGCUAGUAUUAUCAACAUCAGUGAAGAUAGAAAUUGCCCACCGUUUGUGAGUAGAUUUAGGAAGACGAAUUCAAGCAAUGGAACUUUCCUUGAGUUGCCAUGUGGGCUAAUUGAGGAUUCCUCAAUUACACUGGUUGCCAUUCCUCAUGGUGGCCAGGGAAGCUUUCAUAUUGACCUAAUACGAUCGCAAAUUUCUCAAGAGGCUGAUGCGCCUAUCGUUUUGCGUUAUAAUGUGAGUUUGCCUGGAGAGAAUAUGACAGAGGAACCAUUUGUCGUGCAAAAUACCUGGACUGAUGAAUUUGGAUGGGGUAAAGAGGAGAGAUGUCCUGCUCAUGGAUCUGUUAACAGCUUGAAAGGUCUUAUGCUGGAUGGACUUGCUCUUUGCAAUGAACAAUUGAUUAGGGGCACUGUAGCAGAAAAUUUGAAUGCAAGAGGCAAUGAGAGUUUGACCAAUGUAUCUAGAAGUGUCCAUGCUAGUGCCAAUUUUCCAUUUGCAGAAGGGAGUUUAUUCACCGCCACGAUAUGGGUUGGUCUGGAGGGUUUCCAUAUGACAGUUAAUGGAAGGCAUGAAACAUCAUUUGCUUACAGGGAGAAACUUGAACCAUGGUCAGUUAAUCGAGUCGAAGUGGUUGGUGAUUUGGAUGCGUUAUCGACUAUAGCUGAAGGUUUGCCUGUAUCUGAGGAUCAUGAUUUGUUUGUUGAUGCCGAGCAUCUCAAAGCUCCGUUAAUUACCAGGAAAAGACUUGUGAUGUUGAUUGGAGUUUUCUCAACUGGAAAUAAUUUUGGGAGACGAAUGGCUAUAAGGAGGUCUUGGAUGCAAUAUGAAGCCAUACGGUCUGGGGAUGUAGCUGUUCGAUUUUUCAUUGGUCUUCACCAAAACAUGCAAGUAAAUGUUGAGCUGUGGAAAGAAGCUCAAGCAUACGAGGACAUCCAGUUCAUGCCUUUUGUGGAUUAUUACAGCCUUAUCAGUUACAAGACAGUUGCAAUCUGCAUUAUGGGGACGAAAAUCGUUCCUGCCAAGUAUAUCAUGAAAACAGAUGAUGACGCUUUCGUGAGGAUCGAUGAAGUACUGUCAAAUCUCAAGGGAAAACCAUCUAAUGGUCUCUUGUACGGUCUCAUAUCUUCCGACUCAUCUCCCCAUAGAGAAAAGGACAGCAAAUGGUAUAUCAGUGAGAAGGAGUGGCCACAUGAUAAGUAUCCUCCAUGGGCUCAUGGUCCAGGUUAUAUAAUCUCUCGAGACAUUGCAAAGUUUAUUGUUCGGGGCCACCAAGAAGGAGAUCUUAAGUGGUUUAAGCUAGAAGAUGUUGCGAUGGGCAUAUGGAUAGAGCAGUUCAAGAACAGCGGCAAGGAAGUGCACUACAUAAAUGACGAAAGAUUCUAUAAUGCUGGAUGUGAAUCGGAUUACAUUCUUGCACAUUAUCAAGGCCCAAGGAAGCUGCUGUGCCUCUGGGAGAAGCUGCAGAAAGAGCACCGGCCCGACUGCUGCGAAUGAAGUUCAUCUCUCAUGUAAAUAGUGGCUUCGAUCUUGCAUGAAAAAAACCCAGAAAGCCUCAACAGAAUCGCUGUUUUUCUAGUGGCAAGGGAUAAUUUUCCACACGAGUCCCGAUGCCACGGUUUUUACCUCAAUUGCCAAAAUGGAGUAAUGACUUGCGAAAUUUCAUUAAGCUUUGUGGUUGGAUGGUCUGAAA